CCUUAUAUUCAUCAACCAACCAUAUUGAUUUUUUUCUUGAAAAUAAAUUACAUUGUGGAUGUACUCAUAAAUAUAAUAUGUUAGUGAAGGAACUGUGGCCGUGAAAAUUUGUAAAGGGGAAAAAUGAAGUCUCACACAUCGAAAAGGGUUUUGGAAAACAAGAAAUUUGUUGUGAGAUAUUCUGAAAAUAAUUUAGGGAGGUCUACGACGAGGGGUGGGGGAGUGCGCGGUGGUGCCUGGCCGGGUCGGGGGCGGAUGCACGAAGCGGCCAGGCAGCUGGCGUCGUGCUGUAAAAGAUGUGUUCGUGAACAGUUCACAACACUUUAUUGUGAUUGUGGUGCACAUAUGGUGUCACGACUGCAGUGUCGAGAUAGCCAUGUGGUGGAGACAUUCAGCUCAGUGCUGGAUAUGAAGACGUGGGUGAUCCACAGUGACCAGAGGGGUCGCAGGGGCAGACUCUACGUCACUGUCGGGGUGGAGACAGUGUGGUGGUGAGUGUUACAAAGUACACAGAAAAGACAGUCUCAGAUAAAGUAUUAUGAGUCAUCAAUUUCUUGGCCACAUACUCGAUGCCCUCAACCUCAGGAGCAAGUCGUCCCUCCCGCUGGUUUAAUAUUACAAGUAGUGCAGUGUUAGUGUUGUUCUGAGUCAUAUAGUGAAGUGAAUUACCAUGAGUAACUGGUCAUGUGUUGUGAGGGAGAGAAGUGGGUGUUAUGGUGAGGUAGUGGCGAUCCAGAGUGAGCUCAGCUGAUACAGGUGUUAAGAAUGUAAACAAACCGUCGACUCCCCCACCUAAGAGUUCAAAUUCUCGCAGUGUUAAUGGUUCAUGUGAGAAGAAAGAACAUUACUUAUAUAUUAAUUUGUGAUUUUUUUAUUACCUAAUUUGUAAAAAAGUCAGAAAAAUAUAUAACCUGUGCGUAGUGAGUGAAAACUGCUAAAAAGUGCCUAAGAGAUGCCGUUAGUGAGUCUCCAGUGCUGGAUUGUCCAUUUGUGAUCCAACCGUCCAUGUCAAAAGGAUUAUUCUGAAAAUUACCUCUGAAGAAGAAGACAACAUACCCACAUCUUUUCUUCACAAGAAUAAUGGGGGAAACACCAAGGAUCAACUUAGACAGUCCUCAAUAUGACCAGUCAGACUUCAUCGGCCGUCUGCAGCACUUCUCUGGUAUCACAGACUGGCGACUCUGUUUUAAAAGUGAUGAAGAACUUGAUGAAGCUAAAGAUCUCCUUCAGAAAUAUAAGCUUGGGCAGGAACCUCCGGGCACACCUGAUGAAAAAAUCUGGUAUGCCAAGCGUGUGUACGAGUCGGCCUUCCACCCAGACACUGGCGAGAAGCAAAAUGUGAUUGGUCGGAUGAGUUUCCAAGUUCCUGGUGGUAUGAUCCUCACCGGUGCGAUGCUUACCUUCUAUAAAUCCACUCCGGCUGUUGUGUUUUGGCAGUGGGCAAACCAGUCCUUCAACGCUCUCGUGAACUUUACAAAUCGGAAUGCUAAAUCUCCCUUAACUGUGGAGCAGAUGGGUAUGGCUUACAUAUCUGCUACAGGAGCUGCUCUGGGCACAGCUCUGGGGCUUAAGAGCUUCCUGGCGGGGAGGGCAUCAACGCUCCUCCAGCGCUAUGUGCCCUUUGCUGCCGUUGCCGCCGCAAACUGCAUUAAUGUUCCUUUGAUGCGGCAAAAUGAGCUCAUGCAUGGGAUUGUUGUGUGUGAUGAAGCUGGUAAUGAAUUAGUCAACUCAAAGGUGGCGGCCGUGAAAGGCAUCUCCCAAGUUGUUCUCUCCCGUAUCAUCAUGGCAGCUCCAGGGAUGACACUACUUCCAGUUAUUAUGGAAAGAUUAGAGAAGCAAGCUUGGCUCCGUAGAAAUCCCCGAUUAAAUGCACCAUUCCAAGUGUUUGCCUGCGGUGUGUUUCUGACCUUCAUGACACCAACUGCUUGUUCUAUCUUUAAUCAGAAGUGCUCCCUCAAUACUGCAACGUUGGCCAAGCUGGAGCCAGAUGCCUAUGCAAGACUUAAGGCAAAGUGUCAUGGCCAUGUUCCAGACACAGUGAAUUUCAACAAAGGUUUGUAAGCAUCAGAAAAUCUUACAAGAUUUGACAUGAAUCACUCGUAAUGACAUAGGGUGAUCUUCAAUCCAGGUAUGACAAUUGCCUAACACUUUAGAUAAUGAAGUAGAUGCACAGUUGCUUUUGAAAAACUCCUUUAGAAUAAUGUGAUGGUAUGUAAGUACCUGUAGUUAAGGAGUAUAAUGGGUUUCUUUUAGAUAAUUUGGAUUAAUAUCUGUUGGCAUCUCAUUUCAUAGUGCGUACAUUUGGUGUUGUUGGUCGACACUGUCCUCGGUUCACCGAACUCACUUCGGAAUAUAUUUUGUGGGGAAAACACAGUAUGGACAUGAUCUCUGGAAACAACAUUUAACUAGAGUUUACAUUUUUUGUACUCUACUCUGCAGCAAAAAAAAAAAAAAAAAAAACUGCAAUAUUAAUUUAAAUUAAUGAAGACCA
Messenger RNA from Homarus americanus (American lobster), 2491 nucleotides. RefSeq names its product sideroflexin-2-like (gene Sfxn2). The transcript has 7 exons. Gene Ontology annotation, cellular component: mitochondrial inner membrane. Bases 1081 to 2061 code for a protein of 326 amino acids. Gene Ontology annotation, biological process: serine import into mitochondrion; monoatomic ion transport. Gene Ontology annotation, molecular function: monoatomic ion transmembrane transporter activity. The record is from RefSeq and is a predicted model, not a curated record. NCBI's taxonomy places the organism in Eukaryota, Metazoa, Arthropoda, Malacostraca, Decapoda, Nephropidae.